AUGACUUCCUCUACGAGCUCGCGAACGGGCACGUCUCUCAGACAUGUUAUCCAAGCAGAGAUCCUCUCUGUCACCAGUACGAUGCGCAGGAACUCGAGAUGGGCCUCAUCGACAGUUGUCAUAGGCCAUCGAGGCCAUCCUAGGGAACUAGGAUCCGACUUGGGACUUCGGCUAUCCUCUCCUGCAGCUCCAGUCCACCAAUCUGGAAGAGGAAGCAAGGAGGCAGAGCUUAUGGCCAACUUUGUCGAGCUUCAGAGGACGAUCCAAAAUAUACCUGAUGUUGCAGUCCUUGACCUCGGGACGCUGUUAGCACCAUUCCUCGCCAUCAUAAGGUCACCUCUCUCGACUGGUCCCAUCACUUCUUCAGCGCUAUCCGCCUUGCAUUCGUUCUUCGUCUGUGGAAUUAUCCGGCCAGACGCUUCAGAACAUCUCAAUGUCGUGUUGGCAGAACUCAGCAACACCAUCUCGCAUUGCCGAUUUGAAGCUAGCGACUCAUCUGGUGACGAAGUGGUCCUCUUGAAACUUAUGACUGUCAUCGAAGACUUUAUCUGCAAUCCUGUGGGCGGGAGUUUGGGGGAUGUCGAGGUAUGCGAGUUGUUGGAGGCUGUCCUGACGACUUGCUGCCAGCCCCGAUUGAGUGGUACCUUGCGACGUUCCGCAGAGAACACGAUGCACAAUUUAGUGAGGACAGUAUUCAGAAAGCUAAACCAGCUGGACCCGGAGACGGAGGAAGCAAAGCUGAAAUCUGAUGAGGCCGAAACCGAAGGAGAACUCAAAAUGACAGUUCAGUCAAGUACGGAAGCAGUACAAGAAACGCAGACAGAAGAACCCGUCGAGGGCUCCCCCGAGGCAACGAACGCUUCCGAAGCACCGGCUUCGGAACAGGAUCAAGGCCAGGAAAAUCAACCACAGCAGCAACCAGAGCAGCCAAGCUCUACUACAGUACCCCAGGAAGAAGAGGAGCCUACUUCUGCCGUCUCAUUUGGAAAGAAACCUGAAUACGGCCUUCCUUCCCUCAUCGAGCUCUUGCGAGUCAUCAUCAAUGUUCUCGACCCAACCGCACAACAACACACAGACUCCAUACGUCUCAUUGCCCUCGGUAUUCUGAACGCUGCCUUCGACGAGGCAGGGUGCACAAUUUCCAAGUUCCCCUCGUUGCGUGUCCUAAUCACCGACCCUGGUUGCAAAUAUCUUUUCCAACUUGCCCGUUCCGAGAAUAACGCCAUUCUCCAUCUCUCUCUCAGGACUAUAUUCACCAUCCUUGACUGCAUGAAGAAGGAUCUCAAGUUGCAACAAGAGCUGCUGUUGACUUUCACCAUUGACCGUCUAUAUCUUCCUCCCGCCAGGCUUCAAGUACCUGCUAGAAGAGGCGCCACUUCUUCCCCUCGCCCGGGAACCCCAUCCAUUGCUACGCCUCCCCUUGGUCCCUCUGACGAAAAGGCAGACACCCCUCGACGCGUACCUCCAGCUCGAGGCGAGAUCCGCGACUACAUCCUGGAAACCCUUAGCCACCUUGUGCAUCAACCCAACUUCAUGGUCGACAUUUACGCCAACUAUGACUGCGAUACCAACUGCGAGAACCUCUUCGAGAAAUUGAUCGAAUUCUUAACGAAGGCUGUAUACCCAGCGCAAGGUUUAACGAGCCUUGAAAGUCAACGGAAUACGCAAUACCUGUGCCUGGAAAUGCUCCUCGCCUUCGUUAACGACAUGGCCAACCGCGCCAAUGCUAAUACCGACGCUAUCCACUCAUUGCUUCAAGCUAAAUCUCGCAAGGAACUCAUUUCCGCAGGUGCCACCAAAUUCAACACGAAACCCAAGACCGGUGUCGCCUUCUUAGAGGAGAACGGGUUCAUCUAUCAAGACCUUUCGCCGGAGGUAUCCAAGCCCCAAAGUCUUGCCAAAUUCCUCAAAUCUUGCGGAAGGCUGGACAAGAGAGUCUUAGGGGGCUAUAUCUCCAAGCCGGACAACAUUGAACUUUUGAAAGCGUUCAUCGGGCUUUUCGAUUUUAAAGGAAAAGACGUGGCCGAUGCGUUGCGGGACAUGUUGGAGGCGUUCCGUCUUCCCGGAGAAUCUCAGCAGAUCAGCAGAAUUACAGAGGUAUUCUCCUCUAUUUACUUUGCCACUGGACCUGAGGAGAUCAAAUCGGAAGAUGCCUGCUACGUCUUGGCGUACUCUGUGAUCAUGCUCAACACCGACCUUCACAAUGCACAAGUCCGAAAACGAAUGUCCGUUGAGGACUACAAGAAGAACUUGCGUGGUGUCAACGAGAAAACCGAUUUCUCUUCCGAAUAUCUGACAAAGAUUUACGAAUCCAUCAAGAAGGAAGAAAUCGUCAUGCCCGAAGAACACAGUGGCCAAGUUGGGUUCGAGUACGCUUGGAAAGAACUCUUGACACGGUCACGACAAGCAGGCGAUUUCGUCCAAUACAACACUUCUGUCUUCGACGUCGAGAUGUUCAAAGCCGUUUGGAAGCCCGUCAUUUCAGCCAUUGCUUAUGCUUUUAUCACCUUCGACGAUGAUUACAUUAUCCAACGCGCUGUUGCUGGAUUUAGGCAAUGUGCCACCUUGGCUGGACGGUUCAACCUCCCUGACGUCUUCGACUUUGUGGUCAUCUCUUUGUCACAGGCAACUGGACUCUUGUCCGAGUCACUCCCGGCCCAAGUUCCGAACUAUCCUAUCGUCGAGGUUGAGGGCCAAUCUGUCACAGUGUCUAAACUCUCGGUCGAGUUUGGAACCAAUUUCAAGGGACAGUUGGCAGCUGUGGUCUUGUUCAACAUCGUGAAUGGCAAUGGGAACGCUCUUCGGGAGGGGUGGACUCAGAUUUUCGAAAUGUUCCAAAACCUUUUCCUUCACUCUCUCCUCCCAACCCGCAUGCUACAAAUGGAGGAUUUCCUGGGUGGCUUUACCAUGAUCCCCUUGAGAGGGAGUCAACCACAGCCCGCUCAGUCGCGGGGCGACGGUGGUUUACUCUCGACAUUGUCGUCGUAUCUCAUGACGCCCUACAGUAGCAGUGAAGCUCAGGUCCCUGAUGCAACUGACGCGGACGUCGAAAACACAUUGUGCACUAUCGACUGCAUCACGUCUUGUCGAUUGGACGAAUUCUACAGUCAGAUUACCCAAAUCGACUCGGAUGCUAUGGUCGCCGCUGUCCGGGCUCUCGAGGCUUUGGCCCAUGAGCGAACCGUUGCCAAGCUCAGGCUCCACUCCGAAGAUAACUUGACAGCGCUCGACGACCCUCCCUACAAGCUUCCGUAUGACCCUGCAUCAGUCUUCCUACUUGAGACUAUGGCAAGCAUAGCUUGUCAGGCCCCGCAGUUUAUCGAAGAACUUUGGCCAGUUAUCUUCGAGCACAUAUCCGCCCUCUUAUCAUCUGCUGCACAGUACAGCAUUCUUCUGAUUGAGCGUGCUGUAGUCUGUCUCUUGCGACUGUGCCAAAUUCUCGCAUAUAACCCAUCCCUUAGAGAUCAGAUUUACGUCUCUCUUGACCUCUUGGCUCGCAUCCACCCGAGCGUGUCGAGCUCAGUUGGAGAUCAAGUUGUAGCAGGGCUCAUUGUAAUCAUGCAGAAGCACCCUAACAUCGUUCGCUCUCAGACCGAGUGGAAUCUUGUGUUCGCUCUCCUUCGCAACAUGCUCUCACAUCCUGAAGCAGCAAGGCUAACCUUCGAACUCACCUCUAAUUUGGCUGGAGAAGGACCUGACGCUGAUGUCUCUUUGGACAACUUUGCCGGCCUUGUCACGAUCCUCGAUGACUUUGCCUCAGCGGCUGGUGCUUUGGUAGAGGCUCAUACUCGACAAUCACGAAGGCGUGUGGAACCCCUCACUGCAGCCAACUCGGUACCCGUUGAAAGGGGAAAGAAAUCUGUCGAAUACAUUGCAGCUAUGCUGAAGAGGCUACCAGAGCUGUUGACUCAAGCUCAGGUGGCUCCUCCUGAAGCAUGGAAACACUUCACACUUCCACUUCUUUCCUCACUUGCCCGCCAAUCUGUCAACGCCUCUCGCGAAAUCCGCCACGUCGCUAUCAGUCAACUACAACGCAUCCUCCUCGGGCCAGCCCUCGACCCCGGUACCACUGACCAAAGUCAAGUCGAAGACGUAUUCAACCGUGUUGUCUUCCCUCUCAUCGACGACUUGCUGAAGCCCCAGGUGUAUCAACGUGACCCACAAGGAAUGUCAGAGACUCGGCUGCGAGCAUCUGCUCUCUUGUGCAAGUCGUUCAUGCAUUUGGAGGUGAGGGAGGAGAAGAUGCGAACCGAUUUCCGGCUGCUCUGGAUUCAGAUUCUGGAUCUAUUGGAUCGACUUAUGAUCGCUGGUCGUGAUGACCAACUUAAUGAAGCAGUCCCAGAAUCGCUGAAGAAUGUGUUGCUCGUCAUGAACGCGGUUGGAAUCCUCGUUCCCCCAGCUCCUGAAGGUGAAGAGCAAGAUCAACUCCGCAAGACUCUCUGGACUGCCACGCACGAACGCCUGGAAAGGUUCCUUCCUGGUUUCCUUCAAAGUGUUAUUGCUCCUCCACAAGCUCCCAUCCCUUAG
This is a messenger RNA of Coprinopsis cinerea okayama7#130, 4527 nucleotides long. RefSeq names its product Sec7 domain-containing protein. Gene Ontology annotation, molecular function: guanyl-nucleotide exchange factor activity. NCBI's taxonomy places the organism in Eukaryota, Fungi, Basidiomycota, Agaricomycetes, Agaricales, Psathyrellaceae. The record is from RefSeq and is a predicted model, not a curated record. The transcript has 18 exons. Gene Ontology annotation, biological process: regulation of ARF protein signal transduction. The coding region runs from base 1 to 4527 and encodes 1508 amino acids.